UUAACAAUUUUGAAAUUGUGAUUUCUCUCUCUCUCUCUCUCUCUCUCUCUCUCUCAACUUUGCGCUCUCAGAUUCUCUCUCGAAGGUUCGAGCUUUUACGGAUCUCCUGUCUCUGUUUGUCUUAAUAUGUCGACUGUGACAAUUCCUUCACCUUGCUUGUUCAAAAGUGCACCUGUAACCAGAUCCUCUGCUUUGAUCAAGAAUCCAAAGUCUUUGGGUUCAGUAAAGAGUGUUUCCAAGUCAUUUGGCAUGAAGUCCCCCUCCUCCUUCAGAGUAUCUGCCAUGGCAGUGUACAAAGUGAAACUGAUUGGACCCGAUGGCGAAGAGAACGAGUUUGAUGCCCCCGAUGAUACAUACAUCCUUGACUCAGCUGAAAACGCAGGACUGGAGUUGCCCUACUCGUGCAGGGCUGGUGCCUGCUCUACGUGCGCUGGGAUGAUGGUUUCUGGAUCCGUGGACCAAUCAGACGGUUCAUUUCUUGAUGAUAAUCAGAUGAAGAAAGGGUACGUGCUCACCUGCGUUUCGUACCCCACUUCUGAUUGUGUGAUUCAAACUCAUAAAGAAAGUGAACUUUAUUGAGUGAUGUUUGUGGUGUGUCUGUUUAAUUUGCUAUAGAUUUGGUAAGAAAUUUAUGUCAUAUGGUGCUUUUGGCUGUUUAGUGUAUGGGACAACACUUGUAUCAGUCGCUUUAAUUUAUAAUUUGAUAAUGUCUUUAGUCAUCUA
Molecule: messenger RNA, 723 nt
Organism: Camellia sinensis
Lineage: Eukaryota; Viridiplantae; Streptophyta; Magnoliopsida; Ericales; Theaceae
Source: RefSeq, a predicted model, not a curated record